This is a messenger RNA of Pogonomyrmex barbatus (red harvester ant), 1398 nucleotides long. RefSeq names its product Ubiquinol-cytochrome c reductase core protein 1 (gene UQCR-C1). Gene Ontology annotation, cellular component: mitochondrion. The record is from RefSeq and is a predicted model, not a curated record. Gene Ontology annotation, molecular function: metalloendopeptidase activity; metal ion binding. Lineage: Eukaryota; Metazoa; Arthropoda; Insecta; Hymenoptera; Formicidae.
AUCUUUCGCUGCUUCUCUAUCAUGCUUCACCGUUUUGUCAGCUUCACUCGAUAAAUCGUAAAAAUGGCUACCCGUCUGCUAAAAAUUAACAGCGCAUUGCGCACAUAUUCGAAUAAGACCAGCCUUGUAAAGGUAUCAAAGCAAUGGCAAUCUACUGUUGCUUCUUUAAAAGAAAUACUUAUCAAUCAACCAGCUACAAGAGUUACAACUCUAGAUAGUGAAAUGCGAGUUGCUAGUGAAGAUAGUGGAGCUCCCACAGCUACCGUUGGUCUGUGGAUAGAUUCUGGUAGUAGAUAUGAAACAGAUGAGAAUAAUGGUGUUGCUCAUUUCAUGGAACAUAUGGCUUUUAAGGGAACGGCUAAACGAUCCCAAACCGAUUUGGAAUUAGAAAUAGAAAAUAUGGGGGCUCAUUUGAAUGCUUACACAAGUCGAGAGCAAACAGUAUUUUAUGCAAAAUGCCUGUCGCAAGAUGUACCAAAAGCUAUUGAAAUUCUUAGUGAUAUUAUAAAAAAUUCUAAGUUGGGUGAAAAUGAAAUCGAAAGAGAACGUGGCGUUAUUUUGCGUGAGAUGCAAGAGGUUGAAACAAACUUGCAGGAAGUUGUAUUUGAUCACUUACAUGCUGCUGCUUAUCAAGGUACAUCUUUAGGGCGAACGAUAUUGGGACCUACAAAAAAUAUCAAAAGUAUUUCUCGAGAUGAUCUUAUUAAGUAUGUAAAAACUAAUUAUGGGCCACCUAGAUUUGUACUAGCUGGUGCUGGUGGUGUAAAUCACAAUCAAUUAAUCGAACUCGCUGAUAAACAUUUUGGCCAAAUGAGAGGACCAGAAUAUGAUGUGAUUCCGGAUUUUAUUAAAUCCUGUCGAUAUACCGGCUCUGAAAUAAGAGUUCGUGACGAUUCUAUCCCUCUUGCUCACAUUGCGAUUGCUGUUGAAGGUGCUGGAUGGGCUGAAGCGGAUAACAUUCCUCUUAUGGUCGCAAAUACUCUCAUAGGAGGAUGGGAUCGUAGUCAAGGAGGCGGUGUAAAUAACGCAAGCAAUUUAGCUAAAGCUUGUGCAGAACAAGGUUUAUGCCAUAGCUACCAAAGUUUCAACACAUGUUACAAAGAUACAGGACUUUGGGGUAUAUAUUUCGUUUGUGAUCCUAUGCAGUGUGAGGAUAUGACAGCAUGCGUUCAAAACGAGUGGAUGAAACUGUGUACAUCGGUUACAGAAAAAGAUGUAGCACGUGCAAAGAAUAUUCUUAAAACUAACAUGUUCUUACAGUUGGACGGAACUACUGCCGUUUGUGAAGAUAUUGGCCGACAAAUGUUGUGUUAUAAUCGUCGAAUUCCACUUCAUGAACUCGAGAUGAGGAUAGACGUAUGUAACUUUUUUAUUGUAUGGAACAUUAUUGGAUAACGA